AUGGCAAAGACAAAAGGAAAUGAGAGUAUGAAGAAGAAGAAGAACCCAUUCAUGGAACCACCAAAGAAACAAAUCAAGCUAGGGAGUAGUAGCUCCAAUGCAAGAGCAGCAAUACCAACUUCACCACAUUCCAUUGAUGCAAUCAAGAACAUGUGGAGAGUCCAAGAAGAGAAGAAGAUUGGGCACUUUGAGUACUCACAACUCACCAAGGAGUUCCUCUCCACAGUAGCUCUUGCCUUUCCCAACCACAAUGGAGACCAACCAGCUGGUGAUGGACUCCUACUCUUCAAGAUAGGCGAUGCCAAUGGGCGCAUCUCCAUCUCAGCUCUAUGCCAACUCUUUGGACUUCCCAAUGAGACAGCACAUGACUUCAAGGAGAACUCAAAGAGGAAACAAGCUGCCUUUGCUGAUUGGACACACUUUGCCAAUGAACCAUUCUUGCCUUCAAGGUCAAAGGUGUCUAGAAUCACUCAUCCAGCCAUUCGCUAUGUGCACCGCCUCAUCUCCACCACUUUCCAAUGCAAACAAGAAGCCAACAAGGUCACAACUGAUGAGUUCUACAUCCUCACCACACCAUUCAUCAAGCAUGAGUACAAGGCCAACCUUGGACUUUUACUUGCCAAGACAUUCAUCAAUGUGAGGAAGCUAGCUCAAGACUUGGAAGGCAACAAGAAGCUUUGUGUUCGUUUUGGGAGGCUUAUCACGGCCAUAGUACAACAUGUGGGGAUUGACAUUCCCAACUAUGAGCCACUACCCAAGCCAACCCCUUUGGAUCUCCAUGCUCUUCAGCACAUCCACUUCCUAAACCGUUGGACUAAAGACCCAACUAUCCCCAAGUCCUGCCACAUGCAUCCCAAGCCUACGCUGUUGUCACUUUCCAGCCCAAUGAGGAAGACUUCUAUGUUCCAUCAAGUGAGAAACCAUCAUUCCCCAUGCUCACCUAUCGCACACUUCAGCAUGCAGUCAAGACUCAACGCCGCCACCAAGAACGCCAUGUUCUCACUACUGGCAUGGCCGCGCACCAAGCUCUAG
Molecule: messenger RNA, 1032 nt
Organism: Microthlaspi erraticum
Lineage: Eukaryota; Viridiplantae; Streptophyta; Magnoliopsida; Brassicales; Brassicaceae
Source: the annotation of a GenBank genome assembly